GGUGGAUAUUUCAGGUUCCGCAAGGAGAAAGAAGGUGUGGCGGAGAAAAACUUUUCCGGUUCAAAACUAAAAUCCAGAGUAACUUCCCGUUAUCAUGGCGUCUUUAUGGGAUGACUUGGACAGUCUUGUGAAUUCCCCUUCCUCGUUUGAAGCAACAACUGGAGAGAGAGGAACCAUCAAGCCCAAAGCAGACUUUGAUGCAGGAGACGAUGUUGUGGCACUGAGGAAGGCCAUUGAAGGACUUGGCACCAAAGACAAGGUUUUAAUUGACAUUUUGACCCAUCGAAGCGGCGCUCAGAGGCAGCUCAUCUGUGAAGCUUACCUUGGAGCCACUGGAAGAACUCUAGUGGAGGACCUGAAAGGAGACACCAGCGGAGACUUUGAGGAGCUGCUGGUCGCGCUCGUCACCCCGCCUGCAGUGUACGACUGCCAUGAAGUGAUGCGGGCCAUGCAAGGAGCUGGGACAAAGGACAGCGUCUUGAUUGAAAUAUUUGCCUCCAGAUCCAACCAACAAAUUAAAGCUCUCUCUGAUGUCUAUCUGGAAGAAACCGAGAAGAUGUUGACCCUUGACCUGAAGAGUGAAGUUUCCGGAGACUUUUCCAAUGCGCUGCUCUUGCUGGCCGAGGGCAAGAGGGAAGACAACACUGCAGUGGAUGCAGAUAAGGCAAAGGAAGACGCCAAGACCCUUUACGAUGCUGGGGAGAAGAAGUGGGGCACGGAUGAAACUAAAUUUGUUGACAUCCUCUGCAACAGAAGUAUACCUCAACUGAGACAAACUCUUGUUGAAUACAAGAACAUCAGUGGAAAGACUCUGCAGCACAGCAUCGAAGGAGAGAUGUCAGGGGAGCUGGAGGAACUCCUGGUGGCUAUAGUGAAAUGUGUGAAGAGCGUACCGGCCUUCUUUGCAGAGCGCCUGUAUGAGAGCAUGAAGGGUGGAGGAACAGACGAGUCGACUCUGAACCGGAUCAUGGUGGGCCGCUCUGAGAUCGAUAUGCUGGACAUCAGAGCCGAGUUCAAGAAACUCUACGAGUACUCUCUGCACUCUGCCAUUGAGUCAGAUCUGUCGGACAGCCUUGGGGAGUGUGUGACGGCCAUCUGUGGAGGAGAGGACUAACUAACACGAGGUCUACCUGAGGACAAGAAGAAUCUGCUUCCUCUUGAACUCACGUCCUACUAACCUGUAACUUGUUUUUUGUCGACAGAAAGACAUGUUGUAUACUUAUAAAAAAAUUGUUAAUAAUCUAAUGAGAAAUCUUAAAAUUCUGAUUUCGAACUUGAAGAUGUCAACUGAAGUUUUAAUAUCAAAUUCUGUUCUGUUUCAGUCUGAUUGCCGAGGGAAAUGGGGAAAAGAGUCUGCUAAAAAUGUGCGGAGGAGAUGAUGACUAACAUCGAGAGGCUUUUGCUCUCUACGGCUUUAUUUUCAUUUGUCAGUUUUAUCAACCUUGUCAACGAAAGUAUCCACAUGUCUUUUGAAAUGCUCGAGGAAACAGCUGCUCUACUCAGAAGCUUAAAAAACGUUAUUUAUUGAAAAAGGAUAUUUCUACUUAAAACCAAAUAAUGACGAGUUGUUUAGUUUAUGGAGAUUGUGGAUUACAAAUAUAGAAAAAGAAAAAAAAUGUUUGGUCAUCGUGUUAUUCGAACUGUAAAUUGCAUCAGGAGGCCCAUUUUUUUGUAUGACAUUCUUCAGUGUAUUGGUAAAUGGAUUAAAAUAAUUGAUUGAAAUUUG
This is a messenger RNA of Notothenia coriiceps (black rockcod), 1726 nucleotides long. Its product is annotated as annexin A3-like. Gene Ontology annotation, cellular component: nucleus; vesicle membrane; cytoplasm. NCBI's taxonomy places the organism in Eukaryota, Metazoa, Chordata, Actinopteri, Perciformes, Nototheniidae. The transcript has 14 exons. Gene Ontology annotation, molecular function: phosphatidylserine binding; phospholipase inhibitor activity; calcium ion binding. The record is from RefSeq and is a predicted model, not a curated record. Bases 95 to 1114 code for a protein of 339 amino acids.